This is a messenger RNA of Mycena citricolor, 3858 nucleotides long. Lineage: Eukaryota; Fungi; Basidiomycota; Agaricomycetes; Agaricales; Mycenaceae. The record is from the annotation of a GenBank genome assembly.
GAGCUGAUACAAGCUAGUGAUUUAGGCGGAGCACUCGAACACCUUCUUUGAGAUCCACAAGCAGACUCCGGAGAAGAUCGUAUGACAACUCUGAAAUGGCAUCAUCCAUCCAUUGAACGCGCCUCUCUCCGCUAAGUUGUGGUGCCUCACGGCCAGUCAAGGCGUCGAAGCGCUGGAACGCCAUCCACCUCUGCCCCAUGGCAGUCAGAGCACAGAGCGGACCGGAGCUACAGUACUGCGCAACGUGGUGGAAGUCCUCUUCGGAGAACGCCUCCGCAGUUGCACGUGUCUGGAUAUCGUCGAAGUCUUCGAGCGCGCAGAGCUGUAGGAGAAGGACGGGAGUGUUACUAUGCUGAUCGAACACGGCAAGAGUCGAACACGACGACGAGUGUGGCAGUUUCCAUUCAUGCUGGAUCCGAUAGCCUUGGUCCUGCGGAAACCAAUGCUGCAGGAUUAGUUCCCACAGAAUCAAGUAAUCCGAGCUGGGCCGCCCAUGCGAGAGAUUUGCUGCUACUUCAAGCACUACGUCGGGAUAGUCCGAGCUCGAGGGCCCCGGAAGUACACCGGUUGUCCGUACCGAUGUGCAGAACCCUGUGCGGGGAUUCAUCAGCAGACAGGGGUUGAAUAUGAGGGGACUUACGCGUUACGAUCUUCUGAGGAUUCGGAGGGGAGGUGCAUGGCAGUGGGAAGAAACGAGAUCCACGGAGGGUACUUAUUCUGAUGCUGUGCAUGACGGAUGCUGAGGAUGACUCGCAGACAGUCGACUUGAUUCCCUCCCGUAGAAGCCUCGGCUCAAGACACAACUGCUCACCAUGUGGGCCUCAGCCGCAGUCGAUGAGUUCACGGCCAAGGUUCAAGCUGAUUAUUCCUGAACCGGUCCGGGGUCCGAUGUCAUUGAUCAUAUUGAUGGCUUGCUCAAUAUAGUAACGCUGUGACUCGGUAAAGAUAGGUAUCGAUUAUCUGCUUGACUGCUACUAUCAUACCUGCAUGCCCAAGGUAAUUCUGGUGGGAAUAGGAGGCGCGACUUGCUCUGGAAAGACGACUCUCGCAAAACACCUCAAACUCAUUCUCCCCAACUCAGUUAUUAUACAUCAAGAUGAUUUUGCACCAGUUGAUUCUAUUUCUCCAUGAUCUCAUUGAUAUGAUCUAAUUCGACUUGACAAGCCUCAAGAGCUCGUGCCUAUGCACCCUGUCCAUCAGGUCCAAGACUGGGAUGCAGCUCCCGGCGCUAUAGAAUGGACCCGUUUAAUAGAAUUUUUACGCCAAGUCAAGUCAACAGGCGAAAUCCCUGAAGAUCACCGAAGCCAUGACCACCUCAACGAGCAGAAAGAUCUGCCCAUCCCAGUCGAAGUUCGGGAUCACUGGUCGUCAGUGUUCGCGAAGCUGCGGGACGAGCGCGUCGCGGCCGGUCAGGAAGAGAUCAUCUGGGGCCUGGUAGACGGCUUCCUUUUGUACUGGCAUCCGGAAGUCAUCGACCAAUUGGACGUGCGGAUAUUUCUCCGUGUUCCGCACGAUGUGCUUCGCCAGCGGCGACACGAACGACACGGAUACCACACGGCAGUUCAAUCCGAUCCAGAAGGCUCGCUAUGGCGCGAUCCGCCCGACUACUGGGAAAACAUCGUAUAUCCGGCCUUUGUCGAAGCGACUCAAGAUGUCUUUGAGAAUCGGGACAUGGAAAACGGAGCACCGUCUGAUAAGGUCACGGGGUUGGUUGUUCUCGAGACUCUAGACAUCUCGAUGGGCGAUGCCGUGCGCAAAGCAUGUGAAGUGAUAGCAACAUGUUAGAAAUACGGCUGGACAUAGAACAUUUAAUCAUCGACUCCCAGUCGGGUCGGCUUGAGGGAUCGCGUCCGGGGAAUUCAGAAAAUCAUGUGGGGCCGCUUCGGCAAAAUCGGCAAUAGCGGCCCGAGACCCAUGUGAAAUUCAAAUACGUGACAUGCGUUUGUGCAUAUAAAGGUGACCAAUAUUCAGCUUCGGGUUAGUCUCUCUAUCCUCUACUACCAUGUCUGUUAUCGUUGUUGGUGGCGGUCUCGCCGGUCUCUCUGCAGCACACACUCUUCUCGAGCGGGGAGCCAAUGUUGUUCUGCUCGACAAGCAGGGUUUCAUGGGAGGUAACUCUACCAAGGCCACCUCGGGUAUCAACGGUGCCGGCACGCAGAGCCAGCAAGAAGCUGGUAUUCCAGACAACGCCAAAGUCUUUUUCGAGGACACGAAACGCUCUGCUCGCGAGCUCGCACGGGACGACCUCAUCCGCGUCCUCACGGGCCGUUCGGGCGACGCCGUGAACUGGCUCCAGGCCAAGUUCAACCUCGACUUGUCCAAGGUCGCUCGUCUCGGUGGCCACUCGCAGCCCCGGACCCACCGAGGAGGCGAUGCCCAAUUCCCCGGAAUGGUCAUCACCUACGCCCAGAUGGAGCGCCUGGAGGACCUGGCCGUCAGCAACCCUGAACGGGUCAAAAUCUUCAAGCGGGCGCGCGUGUCCAAGCUCUUGAAGGACGAGUCGGGUUCUGUCACUGGUGUCGAGUACGUGUUGGGUGGUAAGACCGAGACACUGUACGGCCCCGUCAUCCUGGCCACCGGUGGAUAUGCUGCCGACUUCACGGAAAACUCCCUCCUCAAGCAGUACCGACCCGAACUUUGGGAGCUGCCGACCACCAACGGCGACCACUGCACCGGUGAUGGGCAGAAGCUCGCCAUGGCCAUUGGCGCGAAGGGCAUCGAUCUUGAGAAGGUGCAAGUCCACCCCACCGGUCUCGUAGACCCCAAAGAGCCCGACGCCAAGGUGAAGUUCCUUGCCGCCGAGGCUCUCCGUGGUGUCGGUGGUCUCUUGCUGGACAACACUGGCUCUCGUUUCGUCGACGAGCUCCAGCACCGUGACUUCGUCACCGGGAAGAUUUGGGAGAACAAGAAGUACCCCAUCCGCCUCAUCCUUAACGGCCCCGCGUCGAAGGAGAUUGAAUGGCACUGCAAACACUACGUCGGCCGUGGCCUCAUGAAGCGAUUCGAGAGUGGCGAUGCGUUGGCUAAGGAAAUGGGUCUCCCUGCAUCUGUCCUCAAGAAAACGUUCGCAGACUACAACACCUCCGUCCGCACGAAGAAGGAUCCGUUCGGAAAGAAGUUCUUCCAAGGCGAGUGGACGUUCGACGACGUCUUCCACGUUGCCAUCAUGACUCCCGUGCUGCACUACACCAUGGGUGGAUUGGAGAUUGAUGCGGAGUCGCGUGUCAUCGACGGCUCUGGCAAACCCAUCGCUGGUCUGUUCGCUGCGGGUGAGGUUGCCGGUGGUGUGCACGGUGCCAACCGUCUCGGUGGCUCGUCGCUGCUCGGAUGUGUUGUGUUCGGGCGUGUGUCUGGUGACUCUGCCGCAGCCUACAUGCUGCAGUCGGCCACCAAGGCGAUCGAGAAGGCGGGUGGCCGUCUCGGCGCCAUCGCUGGCCAGCUUGGUGCUCCCUCUUCCUCCUCUGCUCCGGCUCCGGCCGCAGCCCCGGCAGCGUCAGCCUCGGCAGCGUCGUCGUCUUCAUCGUCGAAGGAGUACACCAUGGAGGAGGUUGCCAAGCACACUUCGAAGGACGACGUCUGGGUUGCGGUCAAUGGCCAGGUGCUCGACGUGACCAAGUUCCUGCCAGACCACCCCGGAGGAGAGAAAGCGAUCAUGCUGUAUGCCGGUCGUGAUGCGACGGAAGAAUUCAACAUGCUCCACGCGCCGCAGGUCAUCCCGCGAUACGCGCCGGAGGUUGUGAUUGGCACGGUGAAGAAAUGAGCGGGCGCAUCCAAAACAGCAUUGUUCCAUCUCUAUUUAUCAUGUGUACAUUUGAGGAUUCAUGCUAGCCAGUAAUACAUUGACUGCCAGAAGCCGCG